Messenger RNA from Dujonia railenensis, 3726 nucleotides. NCBI's taxonomy places the organism in Eukaryota, Fungi, Ascomycota, Pichiomycetes, Serinales, Debaryomycetaceae. The record is from the annotation of a GenBank genome assembly.
AUGGACAAGGACACACCUACUUCAAGUAUGUCGACUCCAAAUGACGCGUUGACACCUCCGCAAAUGACCUCAGCUGAGACACCUCUGUCGGUGUCAACCACGAUUGCUCUUAUGCCUAUCCCCAAGAAAUCCCAACAGAUUAAAACGGCCAAACCAAGACCCCAUAUAUGUACAGUUUGCACAAGAGCAUUUGCCCGGUUGGAGCAUUUGAAAAGACAUGAACGAUCACAUACCAAUGAGAAGCCGUACCAGUGUGCAGCCUGUGGUAGGUGCUUUGCCAGACGAGACUUGGUGCUCAGACAUCAGCAGAAACUCCAUGCCAGCUUGCCGUUACACAGAGGUAAAGAUGCAGAAAAUGAACAUAUUAUAAUAUUGAAUAACAACACCAGCGCAAAUGCUCCAUUGCCCAUAAGAAACGAUUUCCACCAGCAGAUGGACCUGUUACCAAAUCUUCAUCACCAUCACCUGCACCUGCACCAGUUGUAUUCCCCACCGAAGUCAGAUCAUCUAAAUGCCAAUAUUGGUAGUAAUAAUCCAGAGCUUUCGAAUGCGGCAACAAACUCUAUUCCAUCUCCGCUCCCUACCAGCUCUUCUCAUAAUACUCCUCCAGUCGCUGACUCCCCAAGAAAGAUGCAACUCCAGAAGCAACAACAGCAAAAUCAACAGCACCUUGUUAUGAAUUCCUACCCCAUGCACUUACCUUCUUCUCAACAAGCGCCCAAUGCUGGCACUCCUUUGCUGAAUAAUAAUGAUAAUAGUAACAACAGUUCUGUUGGAGACUUUGUUCCAGCCUUGCCACUUCAUUACCACCAACAUUUGAAUAGACAGUUCCGCCAUAAUUCGUACUCUGCGCUGUCUGGUAGCUCCUACACUAAUAUGAAAGAAGCACUUAAUAUCCAGCAGAAUUCCAUACCUAUCCCUGAAAUCCAAGGACAAGUUGAAUUUGCUACUCCACAGUUUACAGCUACGGAAUUAACUGCGAAGGCAUUACCUUCGAUGUUGGAUUUGGCCAAUUUCGGGAACGUAGACUGGAACAAUAUUGAUGCUCUUGAUUUAAACGUACCAUUCAAGAUGAAUAGCUUUGUGAAUUUGGCGAAUUCCGUAUCUACACCUUUGGAAUUGCCUACCACUACGGCAACUGCUACAGAUGCGGCAAAGCCAACAAUUUUGAUGCAGAAACCGAACAAUGCCAACGGAGAAAGUUCAAAUCCAUAUUUUGUUCACCUGUUCCUGAAUCCUAAUCACCCUCAUCACAUGAAGGGAACUACGCCGCUUGAUUUGAAUAUGCAACCUCCUAAUGACAUCUCGGUAAUGAAUCAAGUAUUAGAAAAUCAAGCUCUCCCAAAGACGUUUUUUUCAGCGAACCCUCAAGCAAGGAAGAGAGCAAACUUUUCUAUUGUGGAAGAAGACGAUCAACCUCAAUCUAGAUCACAAUCUCAACCUCAUAUUCUCUCACAUAUGCAACAGGAGCAGCAGCAACUACAUGACUCGAGGUCUUCUGCUUCGAGCGUAGGUUCAGGCUCAAUCGGUACUACUGCGAAAAGAUUCAAAUCAGACUCCACUGCAACCACUAGCAUUGAGAAUAGGUUCAAUAAGAAUAACAUAACACACAUGAACAAUGAGGUAUCCGAAGAUUGGCUCAAUGAUAUAAUUAAUACUCCCUAUGAAUCUAUCUUUCCAACUGCCACUCAUCAUAUCGGAUUUACGCAAUCUCCAAAUGAUUCACAUUCUCCUAAUUCUGUUGAUGAAAUUCCUGGUCUCUUCAGAAAAAGACAAAUAGAUUUGUUUAAUCAAAGACAACCUCAUCAAAUUCAGUCAACUCCUGGCCAAGUUCAUUUAAUGAGAAAUACUACAGUACCGACAGCAAACUCAACUUCGGAUAUCUUUCUUUCAACAACUUCCAAUAUUCCUGGUGCCGGAUCAAGCUUCAUUAACGAAGAAUUGAGAAGUAAAAUAUUAUUUGUAGCAAGCUUAUCAAAUUUGCAAUUUCCUCCUUUGGAAGACCUUAACAUGUAUAUGAAGAUCUAUGAGGAGGAAUUUAAUAAGUACUUCCCAUUCAUUCAUAUUCCAAGUUUGAAGAAAUCAAUUACACGCAGCGGAGUUGAUGAAUCAGAAUCUUCCCUCGAUAACAUACCACUCAUAUUGAGUAUGGCAUCGAUCGGAGCUUUGUACUCUUUCCAUGACUCCAACGCUUUGUCGUUGUUUAAUUUAUCUAAACUACUUAUUCAUAAAUUUUUCGAAAGAGAGACGAGAAUCAAAAACAAUAGCGAAGUUGGAGGAGAAAGAAGCUUCAAAGAUUUACCAAUUGCUGCAUUCCAAUGUUUAGUAUUGCAGAUAUUUAUUUCAUUAUUUCUCAAUGAAGGGAAUACUGUUGAAGUUUCAGGUAUUCAAAUUAGGUCUAUGAGUGGUUUGAUUGGCUCAAAUGGAUUUAACAGGGCACUAGAAGAAGUUCUGGACGCACCACAGGAAGUUAGUUCGUUAUUCGGAAAUACUCCAAAUUCAAAGAACUUGAAUCAGGAUGACACUGGCAAAAAUAGCUCCACUUUUGACUAUUUUAUCUUAGCUCAAUCUAGAAUUAGAACUUUACACACCUUUUACAUGCUUGAAGUUUUUAGAGCAGUGAUUAUUGGACAAGGUCCAAUUCCAAUUACAGGAGAAAUGCUUACCAAUGGUACGUUCUGCAACGAUAAUACCCUUUGGAAAAUACAAGAUGAAGAGGAAUGGAAUGCAAGAGGAGCUCUAGCAGCUUUUGAAUCAAAAUCUAUUGUUUCUCUUUCUAAUUCUACAUCUAUGGAUGAGGUUUUAAAAGGAUUACACAACCAUUACUCCGAAGAUACCCUUUCGAUGCGUACUGCUUUAACUGUGAUAAUGUAUAUUCAUGAAAAGAUCCAUAAUGAGUACAACAAAGUUGGAAAUGGCAAUACUAGUCAGGAUCAUUUGACAUGGAGAAUUAACAAUAGACCAAAUUUAAACUCAUUGAUAAAGUCUUGGGAAUCACUCUAUAUCAAAUCUGGUGGUAUUUUGGUUGUGAAUUCUCUUAAUCAACACAUCUUGAGCAAAAAGGAUGAAAUAAAACUUAUUUUACCUAUUUAUUACUUAUCUAAAAUUCGUCUCUGCACUAAUCUUUCUCCAUUGAUGCAAACAGUAUGGCGCAAAGAUUGGGUUGAGAUGAACUCAAUAAUUGAUAAGUGUUUUAUAGACUUGAGUACUUGCGACUUUGAGGCUUUGAAGGAAGCAACUACUUAUUCCGUUGAAAUUAUUAGUCUUUGGACGCACAAUAUCUCAAUUGCAAAUGAUCCAAGCAAAACUUCGAUUAGAACUCCUGUUUUCUUUGUUAGUUGUCUUUUUGCAGGAAUUUUGAUUAUCUCCUCUUAUCUCGAGAAGAUUUCGAAAAGAGAAUGCUACCAUUACUUGACCACGAAUGAGAGGGUUUUAUGGCUAAAAUGUGAAUCUACUAUGAAAGAAGCUGAGAGAAUUAUGUCCAAUAAUGGAAAUCUUCCAAAAAUUAUUGAAAGUGAAGAAGCCAAGAAGAUCAUGGAAACCCCUUCAUCUGACGAUAAUAGCGACGCUAAGAUGAAGAUUAUCACUGAAGUUUUGCAGAAGGCACAUCUUUGUGCAAGUACAUUAACAUUAGGAAUCAGGAUGCUUUCUGAUGCACCUAUUUGGCCAAUAGCAAUGGGAUUAGCAGAAGCAUUGAAGAAACGUAGGGAUCAUAUAUCAAAAUAA